Messenger RNA from Gadus morhua (Atlantic cod), 2875 nucleotides. RefSeq names its product actin-related protein 2-A. Bases 111 to 1295 code for a protein of 394 amino acids. The transcript has 9 exons. NCBI's taxonomy places the organism in Eukaryota, Metazoa, Chordata, Actinopteri, Gadiformes, Gadidae. The record is from RefSeq and is a predicted model, not a curated record.
GGUGGCUACUUCCGGUAGGGUCGGCCCGCCCCUAACGCAGGGUGGUGACUUCCGCCUAACCAAAAAAGUGGACCAGGCAGAGGAAACCGACUGGUUUCAGGGCUGAAAAAAUGGAUAGUCAAGGACGGAAAGUGGUGGUUUGUGACAAUGGAACCGGGUUUGUCAAGUGUGGCUAUGCCGGGUCUAACUUUCCAGAGCACAUCUUCCCAGCACUGGUUGGCAGGCCAAUCAUUCGCUCUACAGCCAAAGUGGGGAACAUCGAGAUUAAGGACCUGAUGGUGGGCGACGAGGCCAGCGAGCUGCGCUCCAUGCUGGAGGUCAACUAUCCCAUGGAGAACGGCAUCGUCAGGAACUGGGAUGACAUGAAGCACCUUUGGGACUACACCUUCGGGCCCGAGAAGCUCAACAUUGACUCGCGCAACUGCAAGAUUCUACUUACUGAGCCGCCCAUGAACCCCACCAAGAACCGUGAGAAGAUCAUCGAGGUGAUGUUUGAGACGUACCAGUUUGCCGGGGUGUACAUCGCCAUCCAGGCUGUUCUUACGCUCUACGCCCAAGGCCUGCUGACCGGCGUGGUGGUGGACUCUGGUGACGGUGUCACCCACAUCUGUCCUGUGUACGAGGGCUUCUCGCUGCCACAUCUGACCCGCCGGCUGGACAUCGCCGGAAGGGACAUCACACGCUACCUCAUCAAGCUGCUGCUGCUGAGGGGUUACGCCUUCAACCACUCGGCAGACUUUGAGACUGUGAGGAUGAUGAAGGAGAAGCUGUGCUACGUGGGCUAUAACAUCGAGCAGGAGCAGAAGCUGGCCCUGGAGACCACCGUGCUGGUGGAGUCCUACACGCUCCCGGACGGCCGGCUGAUCAAGGUGGGCGGGGAGCGCUUUGAGGCGCCCGAGGCCCUCUUCCAGCCCCACCUCAUCAACGUGGAGGGGGUGGGCGUGGCCGAGCUGCUCUUCAACACCAUCCAGGCUGCGGACAUCGACACCAGGUCAGAGUUCUACAAGCACAUCGUGCUGUCUGGGGGCUCCACCAUGUACCCCGGCUUGCCGUCCCGUCUGGAGCGGGAGCUCAAGCAGCUGUACCUUGAACGUGUGCUGAAGGGAGACGUGGACAAGCUGUCGAAAUUCAAGAUCCGCAUCGAGGACCCGCCACGCCGUAAGCACAUGGUGUUCCUGGGCGGGGCAGUGCUGGCCGACAUCAUGAAGGACAAGGACAACUUCUGGCUCACACGCGAGGAGUACCAGGAGAAGGGCAUGCGUGUUCUGGAGAAGCUGGGAGUGACCGUCAGAUAAAGUCUCCUCCCUCCCUCCCUCUCCCCCUCCCCCUGUCCCAGAGAGAUCCCCCUUCCCCUUCCUCCCCCCCCCCCCCCCCAUCUCUGUUUGUCCAUACAUGCAAACCAUCAGCCAACUCCACAUCACCUUGAUUAUGUCACUAAUAUUCAUCCCAGUCCCAUCCCAUCGCUCACAUGGAUCUGUUUUUUCUUUUGUUCUGGAUUUGCGCGCACACACACACACACGCGCGCGCGUACCAAUUUGGAAAGGCAAAAAAUAAGGGAAGGUAGGAGAGUUUGGGCCAAGCGUUCAGGAGACCCGGGCCCCUGAAUGGAUACGGAUAAAACGCCCCCGUACAACAACGUAAGGAACAUCCUUUUGGUUCAGUGGCCUCAAGCGCCGCAGGAGGGUAGGGCGUUGAAGUGGUCUCCAGACAUCUGGGAGGAAGGGAUGUGUUGCAUGAUGUUGUUCUGUUAUCCCUACACUCCUCUGGGAAUACUCUCCUCCACCCCACCCCCUACCAAGCUUUGGAGGGCUGUUGGGAAUGUUGUGAUGAGGAUGAUGAUCAUCUUACUCACCAUAAAGAGUUCCACUCCACACUCUUAUCCCUUUCAGACAAAAAGAUGUUCUCUACAGUGAGAAGGCUGAGAAUGAUCGUCUGCGUGUUUUUUCUUCCUCUAACCGUUAUUUAUUCAAUAAUUUGUUUGUGGUGGAUAUCAAAUAAGUUUUAUUUUCCUUAAUUCAAAACGGCUGCAUGAUGUUUUUGGAGGUGAAAGAGAAGGAAACACACCAUGGAACGGUUUGUUGGAGACAGACGGCCAGGUGAAGGGACGACAGCCAUCUUGUUGGAGUCAUCUCUGCCAGCUCUCGGGUCGACGGCAAUCUUGUUUAAGUCCUCUCUGCCGGCUCUCGGUCUCCUUGAGGCACUGGCUGCUCCUCCUCGGCCUCCGCUCCACUAGUUGGCCAAGGGCUACUACAAGCCAGACACGCUUUUUGUAUUUGCGGAGUUACACAGCCAACUCCUGGACACAGCCUUUGGUGUUGUCUUGAAUAUAUUUCCUCCCUCAUUUGCUUUGAGUCCCCAAGAGGUGGUCUUUGUCUUUGGUGUGAGUCCCCCCUUCUGUCCAGGAGGUGGUCUUUGGUUUGAGUCCCGCCUUCUUUCAAGGAGGUGGUCUUUGGGUUGAGUCCCCCCUUCUGCCCAGGAGGUGGUCUUUGGUUUAAGUCCCACCUUCUGUCCAGGAUUUGGUCUUUGGGUUGAGUCCUCCCCUAAGCCCAGGAGGUGGUCUUUGGGUUGAUUCCUCCCCUGAGCCCAGAAGGUGGUCUUUGGAUUGAGUCUCAUGAAGGCCACAAGGCUCUGGGUCUCCAGGGAUGCCAAUUUAGUGUUUAGUUUUUUUAAGUGUUGCAUUUGAAGGUUUGCUGAACAUUUAUAAUGGUAUCGGUUGAGUUUCUUUUAGCUUAGCUAAGGACUAAACCUUGUAAUACGGAAACACAACCACCAGUGCAUAUACGGGAGUUAUGGGGUUGAACACAGCGGUUGGUUUCCUCAUGUCUAGGGAUGUCAUUCCACUCAGGGCAAUCAUUUGCCACACUUAAAAUUUGAG